AUGUUCUCACCGCUGGACUGGAAUGCGAAGCAGGCUGUGGGGGCCUUGCUGCUGGGCGCUCUCGUCGUCUGGAUCGUGUACAAUGUGCAGCAGGCCGUGUACAACGUCUUCUUCCAUCCCCUCGCCAGGUUCCCGGGUCCCAGAGCUGCGGCCGCGACGAAGCUCUGGAAAGCGUACAUUGAGUGCAUCAAGCAGGAAUCUUUCUGCCACAAGCUGGAGAAGGUCCACGCGCAGUAUGGUGACGUUGUACGCGUAGGGCCCGACGAGCUCCACUUCGCCAAUCCCCAGGCCUACCACGACAUCUACAACAGCAAGAACAAAUGGGACAAAGAAUGGUUCCUGUACCACAGCUUCAACGAAGACCGCUCCUCCUUCGGCUUCGUGACCUACGCCGAAGCCAAAGAGCGCAAAGACGUCCUCUCGCGGACCUUCUCCCCCAAAGCAAUCGAGCAGUCCCAGGGCCUCGUCAUCGAGAAGGUCGACGCCCUCUGCGCGGCCUUUGAGCGGCAGGCCAAAGCCAACAAGCCCAGCGACCUCUUCUACGCCUUCCGCUGCAUGUCCAUGGACGUCAUCACGUACCUCUGCUUCGGGGCCUCCGUCGACGCGAUCGAGGCGCCAGACUUCGAGGCGCCGAUUAUCGAGGCCAUGGACGCGUCGAUGCCCGUCUUCGUCCGCUUCAAGCACGCGGAGUGGUACAAGAACAUGAUCAUGAACUGCCCGCCCAACAUCUCGCGUAUUGUUUCUCCGCAGACCGCCGGCCUCGUCGAUCUACAGCAGAUCCUGAAGAAGCAGAUCGGCAACUUGACGGAGAACCCGGAGAACUUGGCGCACUUGCCGCAUCAGAUGACCAUCUAUCAUCGUCUCCUGGAUAAGGAGGCGUAUCGCAGUAACACGGUCCCUUCGCCUGGCAGCUUGUACGAGGAGGCGCAGGCGCUGAUGUUUGGCGGGGGCGAUACGACGGGGAAUACGCUCAUGCUGGGGACGUUCCACCUCCUGAAGCAGCCGGAGACGAUGGCGAAGCUGAAGGCUGAGUUGAAAGAAGCGUGGCCGAAGCUAAGUGACGCGCCGCCGGAGCUGCGUGAGCUCGAGAGACUGCCGUAUCUCAACGCAGUUGCGAAAGAGGCGCUGAGAAUGUCGAGCGGUGUCAUCUCGGGCCUGCUGCGUGUGGUUCCGGCCGGCGGCGCGAAGAUCUGCGAGACGUUCGUUCCGGAGGGUACCAUCGUAUCAAUCGGCAGCACCUUCGUCCACUUCAACCCAGAAAUCUUCCCCAACCCGCAUGAGUGGCGUCCGGAGCGCUGGCUCGAGAAUCCGGACUUGGAUGACUGGCUCGUCACCUUCUCGCGGGGUCCGCGCAUGUGCUUGGGCAUUAAUCUCGCGUGGGCAGAACUCCGCCUGUGUUUCGCGUAUGUGUUCCGCAAAUUCGACAUGAAGCUCGAGGAGCCAGCUCCAAAAGAGUUGCCAUUCCGGGAGACGUUCUUGCCUUACUACUACGGGCAGCAUGCCAAGGCUUUCAUGACGCCGGUGGCUGCUUGA
Molecule: messenger RNA, 1533 nt
Organism: Coniosporium apollinis CBS 100218
Lineage: Eukaryota; Fungi; Ascomycota; Dothideomycetes
Exons: 6
Coding region: 1-1533 (510 amino acids)
Molecular function (GO): oxidoreductase activity, acting on paired donors, with incorporation or reduction of molecular oxygen; iron ion binding; heme binding
Source: RefSeq, a predicted model, not a curated record